AUGGGUUCUUUGGCAGUUGCUCCCUUUCUUCAUUCAAAGCCAAGACCCUCUCUCUUUGAUCAGAACAGCUCUCUCUUUCCUUCAAGGAAAAAACUCAAGAGGAAGAACCAAUCUAUCAGUCCUGUGGCAAGGUUAUUUGGGCCAUCUAUUUUCGAGGCAUCAAAGCUGAAGGUGCUGUUUUUAGGGGUUGAUGAGAAGAAGCAUCCAGGGAAUCUGCCAAGGACUUAUACACUAACACAUAGUGAUAUUACAGCUAAACUUACUUUAGCCAUCUCACAGACCAUAAACAAUUCUCAGUUGCAGGGAUGGUCCAACAAAUUGUACAGAGAUGAAGUGGUGGCAGAAUGGAAGAAAGUAAAGGGAACGAUGUCUCUUCAUGUUCAUUGCCAUAUAAGCGGAGGCCAUUUUCUUUUAGAUUGGUGUGGUCGACUCAGAUAUUUCAUCUUCCGUAAAGAACUUCCUGUGGUAUUAAAGGCCUUUUUUCAUGGAGAUGGGAAUUUGUUCAUCAACUAUCCUGAAUUAGCGGAGGCUUUAGUUUGGGUUUACUUUCAUUCAAACAUUCCAGAAUUCAACAAGGUAGAGUGCUGGGGUCCACUCAAGGAUGCUGCUGCACCUUCUACGACUGAAACUGGUGGGUCCCUGGAGAACAAGGAGCAACCAAACCAAUCAAGCAACUGGGACUUGCCUGAGCCGUGCCAAGAGGACUGUAGCUGUUGCUUUCCACCUAUGAGCUUGAUCCCAUGGUCCAAAAUGGUUCCCUUUGGGAACAAAAAUAAUCUAAGCACCCAACAGAGCUUUCAACAAGCUCAACAGCGCUAA
Dovyalis caffra is the source of this 819-nucleotide messenger RNA. The record is from the annotation of a GenBank genome assembly. NCBI's taxonomy places the organism in Eukaryota, Viridiplantae, Streptophyta, Magnoliopsida, Malpighiales, Salicaceae.